AUGGUGUAUGCCACAAUGAAAAAUGCUACUGUGAAGACGGAUAUCGCGGAGCAAGUUGUGAAGAAGAAUACUCUGCUGAUGGUUGUGGCCGGAAAGAAAUUCGUUUACGAGAUCAGACUGAACCGGAGCCGGAUGCUGACCCAGCAUGUACUAGUCGUGGUAGAAUUGAUUCGGAAUCAGGGCGCUGCUUGUGCAUUCCCGGAUAUCACGGGAAGAAAUGUGAAUUAG
Gongylonema pulchrum is the source of this 228-nucleotide messenger RNA. The record is from the annotation of a GenBank genome assembly. NCBI's taxonomy places the organism in Eukaryota, Metazoa, Nematoda, Chromadorea, Rhabditida, Gongylonematidae.